UUAGUCAGACGAUUCAGUUAAAAAAACAUUUGAACAUGUGUUAUUAGCAGUCUAGUCAGUUUAGAUUGGAAUCUCGAACAGUUUUAUCUGAUUUAAUCGAGGAAAACAGAAUGAAGAGACUAGAUGUUCUUCAAAUCUUGGCAGAAAGGAAUGAAAGAAGAAAACGCGAACUGGAGCUCAAUGGUUUACCGUCAGAAAGCAAUGAUUCUUUGCCCAUAACCCCAAAUUUUUCAGCCUCCAUCCUCGUUGAAUCAUCAUCUCAGAGUGCUUCGUCACAAAGUAGUAGACAGGAAGAAUUAAAUCGUGCUACAGUUCUGGAUAUUUUUGAUGACACACAAGUUUAUCGUUUUUAUUCAGAAGACGAAGUAAACUAUUCUUGGCUUGAUAAAGAUCUGGGUAUUGAAGAUGUUCCAAAGAUGUCUUCUUCAGAUUUGGUGAACUAUUUGCGGUCAGAAAUAAAGGGCAAUCAAUUACAACGAUCACUGAAAACCUGCAAAUUAUCAUGUAGAUAUUUGUUCUUUCUAAUGUCAGUGACAACAAGCAAAGAUGUGGCAGAAGUGUGUCUUAAGAUUCUUUCAGAAAAAAUAUCUGAUAAAACUCAACAAUUCUGUAUUGAAGUGCCUGACUUACUUCUAGCCCUGAUGAAUUUUGGUACCGUUCAAAGCAAGCUUUGGCCUGCGGCUUCGGACAUUUCUUUUCCUCGCCCAUUCCGGAAAUUUUCCAUGAACAGUUUCAAUUCGAAAAAACAUCAUGCUGUCCCUUUCCCUCGCUUGAAUUUGGAGAAAAUAUUGUCUCUCUUGAGUUUCAAUGUGAAAACAUAUCCCUAUUUUUCCGAGAACGAGAAAAUUGGAAUGUGCAACCUUUUGCUAAACCUUUACAUGGCCAAUUUUUUAGCUGGAGACACUUUUCUAACUCUCAAAAUCAGAGACAUUGUAUCGCGUAUACUUGAAAGUUUUACAGUAGAGGAAUGGAGUGAACUUAAUUUCAAAAUGAUUGAAGAACUUGUUUUGCAGUGUUGGAUUGAGAACCUGGAACCUACAGCGAUGGUUCAACGGAUUACGUACAGCAUACCAACGACUACAAGCCGUGGAGUGAUGUUUCAGCAGUCUGCCGCCUACUUUGCGAUACAACAUCUCAUGGAUUUGGAAGAAGUUGACCUCCCCGGCCGUGUUUCGGUAAAAGACGUAUAUCGAUUGGUUGAUUUGUUAAAUCGGCAAAAAUUAAAAAAUUAUCGUAAUUUGUUCAACAUAGUUACUUUGCUCCGUUUAACCUUGGACGUCAAUGAUCCGUCGAUAAAAAAAAAAGAAAUGAAAAAUCUUCACAUAAAGUUGAGCGAAGUCCGUCAUGGAAUCAAUGAUCUUUCGGAUAAGUUGGAUACAACUCCAAUGCUUGUUAAAGAUUUGAUGUGUGAGAUUUCGCUCUUCUGGAAAAACUCCAUUCCUAUUGAUAAUGUUGUGUGAGUAAAUUAAACAGCUGCUAACCGGGUACAAAGACGAUGGGCUCUCAAUUAUUUUCCAACGGCCACCAGUAUCCUUCCCGGUUGUAUAGAAGAUGAUGAAAACGUGAAGUGCCUUCCCCUUUUCAGUGAUAGAUUCUGAUUUAAUCCUUUUUCUAUUGUUUAUCGAUGCCACUUGGAAUAAUAACAGAUUCAGCGUC
Messenger RNA from Daphnia pulicaria, 1656 nucleotides. RefSeq lists its product as uncharacterized. The coding region runs from base 111 to 1460 and encodes 449 amino acids. The transcript has 9 exons. Lineage: Eukaryota; Metazoa; Arthropoda; Branchiopoda; Diplostraca; Daphniidae. The record is from RefSeq and is a predicted model, not a curated record.